AUGGCACCUCCCUAUGGUGGCCACCAAGGCCCAGCCCCGGGCCGAUCCGGCAACACCGUCUCGCGGUCUGCUGGCAACUCCAACUCCAACACCAAUUCCAACUCCAACUCCAACACUAACACUACCAACUCGGGACGACGAUUGUCCCUGUCUCAACCGACAAGACCUGCGCGGGACCUCCUCUCCAACAUUUCGGAGGUAUCAACUGUCUCCACGAUGCCCAGUUUGGGGGCUAGCUCGGUGGCCAGCUCAACACGCCGAAGGAGAGGGAGACCGGCUGUCAGACCCCUCCGCUUCAGGCCCCCCACCAUCCGAUUCCGGUCCCGCCGGCCCGGUCAUUCCAACUUGAGACCCAGGUCUCCUGCGCCGUACAUACCUCCAGACCACUACCCAUCUGACGACAACCGCUUUGAGUCCGACCCUGACUUCAAGUGGAGCUCGUCCAACCUCUCCAACCUCUCCGUCUCUACCGACGCUACCAGCAUCCCAUCGGACGACGCCACCACCAAGUCGAUUCCGGAUCUGCGCCUCGUCCGGUCGCGCACGCUUCCGCCUGCUCGUCGUCAGACUGCCUUGGACGUCCACCAAAAGCCACAGCAACAACGGUUGCAGGUCCAGCGGCACCACCACCAGCAGCACCACCAGCAGCAGCACCAGCAGCAGCAGCAGCAGCUCCAGCUCCAGCAACAGCAACAGCAACUCCAGCAACAGCAACUCCAGCAACAGCAACUCCAGCAACAGCAGCAGCAACCCCUUCAACAAGGGCGUGUCGGCAUCUCUCUUCCUGAUAGCCGCGGCAGGACUUACCACAUCUCCGUGGCGCCGGGCCCGCUACAGAGGUCGCCGUCUCAACCCAAACUUCCCGAAGCUCCGCCCACCACCCACAAACGAUCUCCUUCUCGCAAACGAUCUCCUUCCCGGAAACGAUCGGCUUCCCGCAAAAGGUCCCCUUCUCGGCAGAGGAGUGACCCCGCUCUCCUCAGCGAGAUCCAGGGCCUGAAAGGUCGGAUCAAGGACCUCCAAGAGUCAAGGGCAUCAUUGGCUAAAGACCUGGAUGGCGCUCUUGCCAGAUUGCUGGACUUCGAGACCGAGAAGCGUGACAGGGAGCGCCAGCUCAUCAAAGAGAAAGAAACCAAGGAUGCCCGCGCCCGCGAUUUUGACAAGCAGAGCCAGCUACUCGCCGACACCCGGAGCACCCUAGAUGAGCAGACCCGCAAGUACGGCGCGCUCGUCAAAGAAUGUAGCGAGCUCCGAGAGGUCAAGGCCACCCUGGAGGCGAAAAUCACUGCUCUCGACAAGGACCUGAGCCUGUACAAGGAGUACAAAGUCCUGCUGGAAACCAAAUGCAACGACCUGCGUCAGGACAUGAAGAAGCAGCACGACCGCUUCAAAGCCGAAGCCGCGAGACUCCAAAACGAAAUCAAGGAGAUCGAGACCCUCCGCAGGACCCAAGACGCCGCACACGUGGAACGCAUCGUCAGCCUGGAGCUCUCCAAAGAAAACCUCCAGGCCAAAGCCGAGGCGCUCGAGGCCGAGCUCGGCCGCAAGGCUGCCGAGUUUGGACAGUUCACCGUCGAGCGCGAGCGGAUGGCCAAGGACAAGGAAGGCUGGGCGGAGCAGAAGAAGAGCCUGGAGGAUAUCAUCAAGAACCUCGAGACGGAGCGGAACAACAUCCAAGUGCACUUCACCCAGUUCGAACAAGAGAACUUUGACCUGCGGUCCCGUGUCGAGGGCCUCGAGAGCGACAGGGAGUCCAUGGUCGGCCAGAGCAGCAAGAUGCAGUCCAAGCUCGAACGCCUCAGGGGGGAUAACGCGAGCUUGCGGUCUCAGGUGUCGGGCCUGCUCAGGGACCAGGACGACCGCACUUCUCAGGUCCUGUCGCUCGCUGCUGAGCGGGACGAGCUGAGGGACGAGCUCCGGGCCAUGUCGGAGGCCGGGAGCGUCGUGGGAGGGAGCGUGGUCGGCAGCAUGGUUUCGUACAAGGCUGCUAGCAGGCCCCCCACCGAAGCAGGCAGCCGUGCCCCGAGUCGUGCCCCGAGCCGUGCUCCGAGCAAGGCGCCCAGUCAAGCUGCCAGUCGGGCUCCCAGCCGGGCUCCCAGCCAAGCCCCUAGCCGGGGCCCCAGCAGAGCUCCCAGUCAAGCCCCCAGCCAAGGUCGAAGUCAAGCCCCGAGCCGAGCCCCCAGUCAAGCCCCCAGCCAGGCUCGGAGUCGGGUCCCCAGUCAAAUGGCCAGCCGGGCCGGCAGUGUACGCGCUCCUAGUCGUGCUCCAACCGAGCGGGGCAGUGUUCUCUCGAGGAAGGGCGAAGAGCUUGAAGAGAACGACAACCUGGACAGGGUGGCAGAUGAUGCCCGGAGCGUCAUGUCGGAUGCUACCGAGAGACCAGCCCCCGUCAGCAGCGAAGUGAUUGUGGAAGCGCCAGCCGAUGAUCUCGCUCCCGACUCUGCUGCCGCUGCCGCUGCCGCUGCCGAUGCUGCUGCCGAUGCUGCUUCCCCGGCAGAAGGGGACGUCGCUGAAGCAAACCCACCCGGUAGUACCGUCGAUGCGAAGGAUGAAGAAGUCGCCGAGGCCAGGCCCGAGGCCAGGCCCGAGGCCAGGCCCGAGGCCAGUCUCGUCGAUGGCAACCAGGGUGACGAGGUCGCGGAAGCCCAGGCCGAGCCAGAGGCGGUGGCGGUCGAGUCCGAAGUGGCGGCCGAGCCUGAACCUGCUGUCGAACCCGAGGUUGCCCCUGGUGCUGAGGUGGUUGUUGAGCCCGCGGCGGAACCAGACGUCGACGCAGAGCCUGCAGCCGCUGCGCCAUCCGAGCCGGCGGCUGAGGCGGAACCCGAGGCUCCAGCUGAACCCGAACCUGCCGUCGAACUUGAGCCUGCCGUCGAGCCUGAACCUGUCGCUGAACCUGAGGCUGCCGUUGAGCCUGAACCUACCCCCGAGCCUGAAGCGGAGCCGGAGGCUGUAGUCGAACCCGUAGCCGAACCUGAAGCAGCACCUGAAGCUCCAGCGGAACCGGCAGCCGAACCCGAACCAGAACCGGCAGCUGAAGCACCCGCUGAACCCGCAGCUGAACCAGAACCCGAAGUCCCAGAGGAACCUCCAGCUGAACCUGAGCCCGAACUAGAGACUGCGCCUGCCCCCGAGCCAGAACCAGAGCCUAACCCAGCAUCGGAGGUAGCCGAGGUUGUUCCCGGCGCCUUUCCAGAGACCACUUCCGAUAUUCAAGUGGCCCCUGAGCCCGAGCCGGCACCCGAGCUUGAACCUGCUGCUGCCGAACCCGAGCCCGAGGCCGAACGUGCGCUUGAGCCUGAGCCUGAACCAGAACCAGUUGCAGAACCAGUUGCAGAACCUGAACCAGAACCGGCGGCGCCAUCUGAGUCACCCGAAGCCGCCGAACAAGCCGCCCUUCUCGCAAGCCUCCAAACCCAAAACGGCGAUCUCGAGGCCCGCAACGCGCAGCUGCAAGAGGAAGCGGCCCGUGUCGCCAUCCUGACGGUGGAGCGCGACGCGCUAGCCGAACGCCUGGUAUCGGUGGAGCAGAACGCAGCACUGGUGCCGGGCCUGCUGGACGAGAACGGCGACCUGAGCACCCGGCUGGCGGACACGAACGCGCAGCUCGAGGCGGCGAGGGCGGCGCACUGCGCGGCGAGCGAGGAGGUGUUUGGGCUGCGGGCCGAGGUGGCCAGCUUGCGGAACAAGUUGGCGAGCGCGAACAGCGCGUCGAGCCCUACGCGGCGGAGCGGCAGCGGGGGCGACAGUAGGCGCAGUUCGAGGAAGGACGAGAAGGCGAAGCAGUUGAUUGUUGUGCGGGACCCGGCUGACCGGAGCAAUAUCCAAGUGAUGCGCCGAUGCGAUCUCCGCCUCCACUCGAGGUCGGCCUCGCAGUCUGACUGA
This is a messenger RNA of Sodiomyces alkalinus F11, 3882 nucleotides long. RefSeq lists its product as hypothetical. Lineage: Eukaryota; Fungi; Ascomycota; Sordariomycetes; Glomerellales; Plectosphaerellaceae. The coding region runs from base 1 to 3882 and encodes 1293 amino acids. The transcript has 2 exons. The record is from RefSeq and is a predicted model, not a curated record.